CUGACAGUAGGCGUGAUCACGUUCAGUUCAAUGAUCCGUUUCGACGACGAUUUGCUGUGUAAAUCUCGCUACAACAUUUCCGUGCAUUCAAGGAACUCGUUCCCUUCCGAUCACUAAUAUGGACAGCAGAAAAUCUGUCUGGCGCCAUGUUUGUUGGGGCUGCGGUAAAGCAUUUGUCGGGUUUCGAGCCACUCGCCUCUUUCCGAAGCGAACCACCUUUUCGAGGAACUAGACGAGAAAAGGGACAAGAACAAGAAGAACGGUGAAAAGUCGAAAGAGAGAUAGCCGACUAGGAGGAAGAAUUAGGUUCACAACAAAAUCGCUAAAAGUGUUUACUGAGCUUUCUGCUGUGAGAUUUUUGAGCCGCUGAAUAGUUUAUUGGAGUUGUUGUUUCGUUUGACAGCCCUCUGAAACUUGUUGCGGCGAUACCUAAUUGGAAGCCUAUACAGAACGAUAUGUGCGGGCCAGCAGUUGAUAUCACUGCAGCCAUGGCUGGGCAACACUAUUGCUUGCGGUGGAAUAAUUAUCAAUCUAACAUGACAUCAGUAUUUCAUCAGUUGCUCCAAACAGAGGCCUUUGUUGAUGUGACACUUUCAUGCAAUGAAGCAUCGCUUAAGGCACACAAGGUGGUGUUAUCGGCAUGUUCCUCAUAUUUCCAAAAGCUGCUCCUAGAAAAUCCUUGCAAACACCCAACAAUCAUCAUGCCUCCCGAUGUCUGCUUUAAUGACCUUAAGUUCAUCAUUGAAUUUGUUUAUCGAGGAGAGAUAGAUGUUUCUCAGGCUGAGCUUCAGAGUCUUCUCAAGACAGCAGACCAGUUAAAGAUAAAAGGUCUGUGCGAACUUCCUGAAGGUAGGGAGGGAGGAGUUGGAAUUUCGUCUGCAGAAGUAACACCACUUCCACCUAAUGUCAGAAGACGAAACAUCACUAAGUUUCGACGCUUUGCUGGCAACAAAGGACGGAGAUUUGAGCCUCAUAGAGGGCGUCCACCUUUAUUCCGAGGUGCUGCUACUGUGAAGCAAGAACAGCCCCAACAGUCUCCUCAACAACAUCAACAACAGCACCACCAGCAACAGCAUCAACAGCAACAACAAGUACUUCAACAGCAACAGCAAAUGCAGCAUGCACAGCAUCAGCAGCAUCAAAUGCAGCAUCAAACACACCUCCAGCAAGGGGCUGGCAUAGCUGAGCCAAUGCGACACAUACAGGUUGCAAAUGGCAUGGCUGUCAAUGUUGGAAUGACUGUUGCCACCUCAACUGAUGAAGAGCACAGCAGUGGUGGGCACCUUUCUGCUGGUGAUAUUCCUGUUGUCAUUUUAGAAAGCCGGCCUCACUCCCAUGGACAUGCUGGUCAACCACAAAUGCAUCCCCACCUCCAACAUCAUCAACUUACUACUGCAGUGUCUCCAGUCCUGUUAUCUCACCAAGGUCACCUACCUCAUGGCUUAAGCCUUCCACCUCCACAACCGCAGCAAAUGGAGCAGCACAAUUCACAUUCUGUUCAUUCCGGUCACUCAGCACACUCUGCCCACAGCAACAGUGCAAGUGAUGUUGAAAUGCCUCCAGAAGUCACACCACCUGCCCCCUCAGCAACCCCUGUACCCCUUAUGGCUAUUCAUGAGGAGUCUAUACCCAGAAGCCGAGACAUGGCAGUGGAUACGUCUGGAAUAACUCACACAACGGAAGAUGAAAAUGUGAAGGUGAAGUUUGAAACUUUACGUGCUAUGGAACAAGGGGAUACUUUAAACAUGGACAGUCACAUGACUGACAGACAGCCUCAAAAUAUGGGUGAUGAGGAUCACACCAUGCACACUAUGAUGAUUACUCCAGAACUCCUUGGGUUGAUACCAUCGUCCUCUGGACAUUCAACUGAUUCAACAGCCCCCUCCCCAGCAGAUGUUACACCAGAAACACCCAAGGGUCCUGGGGGACCGAAAACAUGGACACAGGAGGAUAUGGAUGCUGCUCUAGAUGCUCUUCGUACUCAGAAUAUUUCUUUAACAAAGGCAGCUACCAUGUUCAACAUUCCUUCAACCACACUCUGGCAAAGAGCUCAUCGCCUAGGCAUUGAUACUCCAAAGAAAGAGGGGCCUAACAAAUCGUGGUCUGAAGAUAACUUAAAUAAUGCUCUUGAAGCUUUACGAAGUGGAUCCAUUUCUGCCAACAAAGCAAGCAAGGCAUAUGGUAUACCUAGCAGCACACUUUAUAAAAUAGCAAGAAGAGAGGGCAUUAGAUUAGCAGCCCCGUUUAAUGCUGCUCCCACUACUUGGAACCCAGAUGACCUAGAAAGAGCUCUAGAAUCAAUCCGAUCGGGACAAACGUCUGUCCAACGGGCUGCUGCAGAGUUUGGCAUUCCAACCGGCACUCUAUAUGGUAGAUGCAAGCGUGAAGGUAUUGAGUUGUCAAGAAGCACACCAACUCCUUGGUCUGAAGAUGCCAUGUUGGAAGCUCUUGAAUCUGUUAGGGUGGGUCAAAUGAGCAUUAAUCAAGCAGCUAUUCACUACAACCUACCAUAUUCAUCUCUUUAUGGGCGAUUUAAGAGAGGAAAGUAUGAAGCAGAUCAUCCAAGUGGCGAUGAGUCUAUGGACGCUCCUGUGUCUCCCAACAUUCAACCUCAAAUAAUGGUGUUGCCAUAUUCAGUUAGUGUAACGCAGCACUCACAACAGCAGCAUCAGCAGACAGCUCAACAGCAAGCUCAAGCUGCUGCAGCCCAGCAGCAGGCUCAGCAGCAGGCAGCACAGGCACAGCAAGCACAGCAGCAGGCGCAGCAAGCUGCUGCAGCCCAGCAGGCAGCACAGCAACAAGCCCAGCAGGCAGCUCAGCAACAAGCCCAACAGGCCGCACAGCAACAAGCCCAACAGGCCGCAGCCCAGCAGGCAGCAGCUCAGCAAGCAGCAGCCCAGCAAGCAGCCCAGCAGGCAGCAGCCCAGCAAGCUGCACAGCAACAAGCACAACAGGUGGCAGCCCAGCAAGCCCAGCAACAGCAGCAGCAGCAGCAGCAAGCUGCAGCCCAGCAAGCACAAGCCGCUGCACAUCAGAUCCACCAACAGCAACAAGCUGCUGCACAGGCUGCCCAAGCUGCACAGGCUCAGCAUUCAAUGGCUCAGUAUCAGUCACAUAGCACCAGUUGAGUAAGUAAUUGGCUUACGGAGCAUUUGUGAGUUUCACAGCAUGGGUGGCCAUAUACCUGAUUCAAGCUCCUAAGCCAUCAAACUGUGGAGAUGAAUUGUUUAAUUCCUGUUUACAACUUUGCUAUCAGUCAUUGUAACUGUGUCUGUUCUGUCAUAGCGGAGGCUUAAUCCAAAGUUUCAAAACCAUUGAGUGCUAAUAAGUAUUUCCUUUUGUUAAUCUUGACAAAAUAAAAAAACAAAAAAAAAACAAGAACAAAAAAACAGCAGCGAGAUGUUCUAGCACGUGAUGCUGAGCAAAAAUUAUCCUGGUGGAUGUUGAUAAGUUAUAAGUUUCAUAGGCAAUGCUUUUUGCUUCAUAUAUCUUCCUUGUUUUGAUCUGUUACAUGUUACAGAGUAUGUUUUUUUUUUAAUUAUUAUUUUAAUUGUAUAGUUUACUUAUAAGUAUUAAUAGUAGAGUGCUCCAUUUACAAUAUAAAUAUAUACAAAUAUAUUGAUGUGUAAAAAUAUGUUAUUGGUUGAAGUAGGGGCUUGGUUCUUUCUAAAUCCUUCACUGUGCCACAGUUGUAGUGCUCUGGUCCCAUCUAGUCUGAACUGGAAAGAACCAUGUCAGGCAGUUGUUAUCCUGGUUCAAAAUUGUCUCACAGUCGGAUCCCAAUGGUACUCAGAAACAGGUGGGAAGUGGAUUCAAUUUCAAGUGAAGGCAAAAAAAUGUGCUGUGACACCUAAUGACACCGAAAUGUGGGUUGAUUACAACCGGGUUGGACCAUUACUGUCAGGUCCCACCCAGUUCCUAAAUCUGCCUGUUUAUAAAUUAAGUGGAACCAACCCCUUAAUCUAACCCAUAAUGUAUUUUAAAUGAAUUAUCAGAUAUGGGCCAAGCAGCUAGGCUAUCUGCUUUAAGUUUCCUGCUUAAAGGAAACCAUGCAAUUCUUCAAGCUGCUAUUUAAGACUGAUGGCACUCCCAUUACUAUGGAACCUGGUGCUGCAACCUGAAGAAAUGAGACAGACUAAGUUUGGAGAGUCACUCUCCUCCAAUUUCUCUUAAGCCUGUCCUGUAGUAUUGUUUCAAUCUUCAAGUAACUGCACUUGUUAAAACUUCAGUGAACAGGCUUUCUUUUGUUGUUGUUAAGUUUUUUGACUUGUGCAUUCAAAUUACAUGACAUGCAUAUAUUUUGUUUUCUAUUUAAGGGAGAUUUAUUUAUCUUAAAGAAGGAAAGAAAGGCAAUGGUCAGAUCCAAAUUGUAUCUUAACAUUAUUAGUAAAAUACUUCCUGUUUCACCAGUGUAUCAUUAUUCCAUUACAUCUAGUCUACAAAAGUGAUCUUGGUUUUUUUUUUUUUUUUUUUAAACGAAGAACCACAAAAUGGAGCACUGUUGUGAGUCAUGGUUGAAAGCUCUUUAAACUCAGGUAUGGUUAGGGGUAAACUUUGCAAUAAUGUUAAUGCUGAUUUGCUUAUUUUGGCUACAUUUUUGAAUUUUACAUUUUGAUUUUGAUGUUGGGUUUCCUGUUUUAAUUCCUGCUCCUAAGAGAAUGAUUGGUUAGUCCGCUUCUGCCUUUUGGCCUCUCUUAUGCUUUUGUUCUUUUUGGGGUUUUCUUCUACAUGGUUGUGAAUUGACCAUUGUAUGAAUUGGAAUUGAAUAUUUGGUACAUAAUUUGUUAUUUGUACAAAUCCAUUUGUACAAUUGUUAUUAUUUUGGUUUUGAUGAACUUCCUCAGAAUAGUCUUGGUCCCUGUUGUAGUUCUACCAAGAGAUUUCAAACUGUUUGUCUCUGACUUGAAAUCUGUCCUUUUUAUCCUUUUUUUUUCUCUAAAUCAAAAAUGCUGUAGAGAACCUCCAUUUAAAAUGUACAUUUCACAAAUGCCAAUAUUUAGAGCUUAAAGUACCAUUUACCGCUCAAAAUUAGAAAUAGAAUGGGUCAGAGAUCCCUAUUUGAUGGAUGAAAGGAUGAAAAUGGAAAUGUUUUCUGUUAAAAGUUUACAACAGUUGCCACUCAUGUUAUUCUUUUGUUUUUUUUUGGUGGGUAGUACAUAAGUAUUUGUUUUGACAUGUUAAUUUCCAUAAGACAACUUCCUGUCUUCCAGCAGCCAAAUAUAAAUUUAUUGAAGGCUUGGUCAAAUUUUUAUUACCUUUAGCUAAAGCUUGAAUAAAAUGAAAUUGUGAAGCAUAAAUCUUUUUGGAGAGGAAGGUGCUUGCCGCCCUGGAACGUCCUAGCUUUCCCUGGCUUUUGAGAGUUUGAAAUAUUUGUAAUUUUAGGUAAGAUGACACUGAAUCUUAUGAACUAAAAUUUAUUUUAUUUGUUAGGGGUUUGAUAUUGUACAUGUUAGAUUUUAUUUUUUAAUAUGUAUUGACAUUAACUUGCAGGGCAAAAGUGGACAAAUUGGCAUGUGCUCCAUGUAUAUAGCAUUUCCAUAGUUUCUGGCUUUGACGGUGUCCAGGUCUAGUUGCUGAAUAUGUCAAUCUUUUUAUUUCUUACCUUCCUGAAUAAGUCUCUUUGACUUCACUAGGUUAUUUGGAUUUUGUUACCUUGUGUGGCAUGCAUUGUGAUAGGAGAAUCCUCCAUUUAUUGCUUUUAGGUUGCUUUAAUGAGCUUUUACCUUGGUCUUUUUUCAUUUUCUCUCUCUCUCUUUCAUGUUUAGCUUUAUUUUCGUUAAGUUUUGUCAGCUAUUUGCAUGAUGGUCUGAGCUUUGGUACUCACCCAGUAUUUAAGUCAGAUGGCCUUUAAUCAUCAUUAUGUCUUUGAUGCUGUUUCAAACCUUUCAAUAAUGUACUUAAGUUGGUGCAGAGUAUUUGAUUUUGAUGAAUGGAAAGGAAUUUGAAUCUCUUUUAAUUGAAUCAUUCUUUUUUGUUGUUGUAAAGAACUUGUCUUAUUGUUUUUUAUCAGCAUUGACUUUCUUUCAGGACUGUUUUUGUAAAAAAUGUAAAUAACCUUUUUUGUAGCUUUGGUAGAGCCUAACUGCCUGUAUCCUACAUUUUUAGACUGAUAGACAUAUUUGUAAGAGUAUCAUCAUAAAUUAUUUAAUGUCAAGUCUGACUAUAAGAUAAUCUUAGAUUGUUAUAGUUACCCUCUUUGUUAGGAUUCAUUAUUGGUUUCUAACUGGAAUUAAAAGGCAAAGUACAAAGUAUGUGGGACAGAAUCACAGUGCCUUCCAUUGUGACUUGUAGCCUGAGAGACCAAUAGAUUUUUCUUUUCCCUUCUCUGUGAAAGAAACUUCUAGUUUUCACUUGUUUCCAUCCCCUGAUUCUUGAGCAGCGGUGCUUCCUGGUAACUUCUGAUUACCUUCUUUAAAAUCAGCUAUCAUAGUGUAUUCAUUCGUGUUCCUACCUAUGCAACCUUGAAACAAUUGGUUUCUUAAGAGAGGGUAUGAUGUGAACAACAAAGCAUUGAGGAGUGGAGGAAGCGAUAAUACAGCCUUGUUUCAUUGAAUAAUGGACACAGGCCAGCCACAAGUAAUUCUAACACUAAGUGUUUUGCUAUUGUGUACAAUUCCAACCCCUCCUUUUUACAGGAUCUUUCUGAUAAAAGUAUUUGUGGGAAAUUAUGCAUAUCUCUAUCAGGACUUCAUGCAGUUUUAUUUGCAUUUGUCUAGCAGUAGAUUUGGAAGGGAAGGGAAGCAUUCAGCAGUUGCAAGUGAAAAAGUCUUGUGUUUGCUUUUUUGAGCCAGCAAAUUUGUAAAUUAGUGAAUGUGAUAUAAAGUUAUGUGUCAAUAAUGCCGUUUGUUUCAACUGGUCAAAGAAGACUUAUCCUCAUCCGCCCAUGUGUAAAUUUUUGACCAAAAAUUGACACAGUAGUGUACCCGUAUGAAUUUUUUUUCUGUUUACUCCUUUAUUGAGUUAAAAUAAUGACAGGUUGACAAUACAGUUUUAUUUUCCUUCAGUUAAUAUUUCAUUGCAUAAUGUUAAUACAUUUGGCACACUCAUUGAGUUUGUUUUAUCAUAAGAUGUUAAAGUCUUUACAGAUGUCAUGGAUAUCCGCUCACUGGUGAGAUUCCCACUGUUGAAACAAUAUUUUGGCUGUAAAAAGACCUGUGAUGAUUAUUGAAAAGUAGUAAUAAAUGCCAUCGCAAUGUUAUUGUAAAUACAGUACAAAAUUACUAUUAUCUGACAAAAAACUGCUAGAUAUUGUCUUAUACCUAUCAUUUUGAUGUGAUGCCAGUAUUUAAAGAAAUUGCGGAGUAAGGACCUGUACAUUAGUUCUAUAAAUAGCAUAGUAAUGCAUCACAUUUGCUUUUGUCUUGUCAGUGAUGUGUUUAAUCAUAGCUUAAGAAUCUCAAGAUUGAAAGAAAUUUUUUGAAAUUUCUUUGGAGAUUUAAAUUUUGUCAUCAUUGUACAUUGAAUAAGUGUAGUCAAGUCCUAAGUCAGGCCACUGUAAAAAUGUAUUAUGUAUGAUAUGUAAGAUUAGAAGAACAUGUGCAAUGAAAAGUUAUUUCAUUCCAAUAAAUAAAUUGUUUUGCCAUCGCCAAA
This is a messenger RNA of Thrips palmi, 7590 nucleotides long. RefSeq names its product protein bric-a-brac 1-like. Gene Ontology annotation, molecular function: protein binding; DNA binding. Gene Ontology annotation, biological process: regulation of transcription by RNA polymerase II. The transcript has 13 exons. The record is from RefSeq and is a predicted model, not a curated record. Bases 456 to 3128 code for a protein of 890 amino acids. Gene Ontology annotation, cellular component: nucleus. Lineage: Eukaryota; Metazoa; Arthropoda; Insecta; Thysanoptera; Thripidae.